AUGUCCACAAAAUCCGUCCCAACGCUGACCCUUGAGGGGGCGCGCAUAGCGCUCUCAGCCGCCGAGCUUCGCGCAAAGGAAAUCGACGUGCCUAUGAACAUUGCCAUUCUGGACAACGCAUGCCAUCUCCUUGCAUUUGCCCGCAUGGAAGGCGCGAAAUUCACGUCCAUCAAUAUCGCCAUAGACAAAGCGUUCACAGCAGCGGGACACCGCGCACCUACCAGCGUGUACAAGGAGGCUGUGUGGCCCGGGGGUCCGGCGUUCGGCAUCAAUAAUAGCAAUGGGGGCAGGUUCACGACGAUUGCGGGUGGUGUGCCGAUUGUGAGGGAUGGGGUUGUGGUCGGCGCUAUUGGGUGCAGUACUGGGACGCCGAGUCAGGAUGAGGAUGUUGCGAAGAAGGGAGCGGAGGCUGUUGUUAAGAGCUUUGGGAUUAGGGCGAAGUUGUGA
Dothidotthia symphoricarpi CBS 119687 is the source of this 447-nucleotide messenger RNA. RefSeq names its product DUF336-domain-containing protein. NCBI's taxonomy places the organism in Eukaryota, Fungi, Ascomycota, Dothideomycetes, Pleosporales, Dothidotthiaceae. The transcript has a single exon. Bases 1 to 447 code for a protein of 148 amino acids. The record is from RefSeq and is a predicted model, not a curated record.